ACAUCUGAGAUGAGAAGUAGAAUAUAAAACCCUGAUGAGAGAGAAAGAGAGGGGUAGUAUAAAACAGUGAAAUGCUACGUGUUGCGGAUUUAUAAUGGUGGGGUAAGUUGGUGAUUCUAUACUAAGAUUGCCAUAAUUCGCUUUGAAGAAAAUUCAGACAGACAAAGUGAUGGAAGUAGAGAGAGAAAGAGAAAAUGAAAUGAAUAUGGGAGCUUCUGAAACUGGUAAUGGAAGUUUAUCAAGAUUAUCAUCUCUCUUAGCUUCUAAAGAUCGUGAUUUUCUGCUCACUUCUGAUGAUACCCAGGUGAAAAUCUCUGAGCUUCAAGGGAAGGUAGUAGGAAUAUACUUCUCAGCGAAUUGGUACUCUCCUUGUCGAAAAUUUAACGAACUUCUAAUCGAUGUUUACGAGCAACUUAGGAGCCAAGGGAGUGAUUUCGAAAUCAUUUUGGUGUCUUCAGAUGAAGAUAUAGGCGCCUUCAACAGUUAUCGUGCUUCCAUGCCUUGGCUUUCGGUGCCAUAUUCAGAUUUGGAAACGAAAAAGGCCCUAAAUCAAACAUUUGACGUGGAAGCCAUGCCUUAUUUAGUUUUCCUGCAUCCUAGUAACUAUAGUGGCAACGAUGAUACCACAAUGCAUGAUGGUGUUGAGCUUAUCUAUCGUUAUGGAAUUGAAGCCUUCCCUUUUACUAAAGAAAGGUUGGAGAUGUUGCAUACAGAACAAAGGGAGAAAGAGGAGAGGCAGACGUUGGUAACUUUGUUAACUAAUCAUGACAGAGACUAUGUUUUGAGUCAUGAUCCUUUGACUCACCAGGUACCCGUGACAUCCUUGCAAGGGAAGACAAUAGGACUAUAUUUUUCAGCACAUUGGUGCCUACCUUGUAUCACAUUCAUCCCAAAGCUAAUCUCCAUCUACAAAAUGAUAAAGCAAAAUCUACAAGAACAAGACGAUUUUGAGAUAGUUUUUGUGUCAAGUGAUCGCGAUGAAGCAUCCUUUCAUUCUUAUUUUCAAAGGAUGCCAUGGUUGGCGCUGCCCUUUCGCGACCGCACCAUCAAGGACCUUGCCAAGCAUUUUGACGUGCGAGAGAUCCCGUGCUUGGUUAUCUUGGGUCCGGACGGUAAAACCGUGACGAAACAAGGGAGAUAUUUGAUAAACUUGUACCAAGAAAAUGCUUACCCUUUUACUGAGGCAAGGUUGGAGUUUCUAGAGAAGCAAAUGGAUGAGGAGGCUAAAAGUUUGCCUAAAUCAGCAUAUCAUGAGAGGCAUCAACAUGAGCUAAAUUUGGUGUCCGAGCGUACUGGUGGUGGGCCUUUUAUCUGUUGUGAUUGUGAUGAACAAGGUUCUGGGUGGGCUUAUCAAUGCCUUGACUGUGGGUUUGAGGUCCAUCCUAAAUGUGUUAGACCCAUUCAACAGCCUAAUACUUGAUAGAGAAAGAGUUCAAACAAGAAGAUAUAGUUUACUAAUAUGUCCUCAUAAGAAUGGUUUUAUUCGCUACUACCCCUCCUUGUAUAUUGCUGGUAGAUCCUUUCCUAAGGUUACCAAAGGUCAGCAAUUCAAGGGUUUGUAAGAGAGAAUUUAGGAAAUUGUUGUCACUUAUUUGAUAUAUAUAAAGACUCCCAAAUAUGCUAACCAAAUUGGUGUUUCUCAA
Beta vulgaris subsp. vulgaris (sugar beet) is the source of this 1643-nucleotide messenger RNA. RefSeq names its product probable nucleoredoxin 2. The record is from RefSeq and is a predicted model, not a curated record. Bases 170 to 1420 code for a protein of 416 amino acids. The transcript has 4 exons. NCBI's taxonomy places the organism in Eukaryota, Viridiplantae, Streptophyta, Magnoliopsida, Caryophyllales, Amaranthaceae.